This is a messenger RNA of Dentiscutata heterogama, 453 nucleotides long. NCBI's taxonomy places the organism in Eukaryota, Fungi, Glomeromycota, Glomeromycetes, Diversisporales, Gigasporaceae. The record is from the annotation of a GenBank genome assembly.
AUGGCAUCGGAACCUCCAUCUAAUGCUAAUAUUACUUCAACACAUACAUUAUCCAACAUUCCUGACGAAGAAGUUAAAGUCAUGGUGCCACCCUUGAAUUUUGCAAUGGUAGCGCCAGAUGAAUUUAAUAAAGAGUUGAGACAAUUUGUGAAUGAACAAGAAAUUAAGGUUUUCCAUUAUAAAAUUGACGGAAACAAGGAACCAUUUAUUGAAAUCGAACAAAAAGAAAUUAACAUAAGGAACCAUCCAGUAUUGAUACAUUGUAAUAAAGGAAAGCAUAGAAUAGGCUGUUUGGUAGGAUGUCUUCGCAAAUUACAAAAAUGGUCAUUGACUUCGAUUUUUCAUGAAUAUCGACGUUUUGCUGUUACAAAAGUUCUAGCAGACCAAGAGUUUAUUGAAAUAUUUUCAGAACAUGUACCAUAUAAUCCUGAUUUUAAACCUGACUGGCUAUAA